AUGAGUAACACAUCUCUGCUAAGCGUACUGCUCUUUGUUGUUCUAUUUGUAGUUACAGUCCGCUCACAAAUUUUCGUAAGUUUUGAAAUUCAAACUGUUUGACCUCCCUUCUUUCUUCUAGGGCUUUUUUAAAGCCUAGUGUUCAAGCCUCCUACAGCCCGUCAUUAACUUAAAUUAGCCCUAUUUAAGUUAUUAUAGACCUUUAACAAUCCUUAUAUUAACCAUGUUUGAGGACGAAGACGAAGUGAUAAACAGUCUGCUUCUAAGGAGACUACGCCGCAGUUAUGGAGCUCCUUCAGCAGUAGAGUUCCCCAGAGUUGUGGACUUUGUAGUAGAGCCAAAAAGAAACAUAAGGAACAGUGAGUUUUUACAAUUUCUUAUAAGAACUUUAUCUAGUACUAUAUUGUAUUAUACUUCCUCCUCAAACCUCACCAACCAUAUUUUAUACGACAAUUACGUAACAUGUUUGUGACAAGUUGACUAAUUCUAGUAGGCCGCUACUCAGACUACACUCCCACGCCCUGCCGAUGGAAACUGUGCGCUUCGUUGUUCGGCUACUAG
This is a messenger RNA of Bursaphelenchus okinawaensis, 561 nucleotides long. NCBI's taxonomy places the organism in Eukaryota, Metazoa, Nematoda, Chromadorea, Rhabditida, Aphelenchoididae. The record is from the annotation of a GenBank genome assembly.